Echinops telfairi (small Madagascar hedgehog) is the source of this 1664-nucleotide messenger RNA. RefSeq names its product lymphocyte cytosolic protein 2 (gene LCP2). The transcript has 21 exons. The record is from RefSeq and is a predicted model, not a curated record. Gene Ontology annotation, biological process: cell surface receptor protein tyrosine kinase signaling pathway; intracellular signal transduction. Gene Ontology annotation, molecular function: protein binding. NCBI's taxonomy places the organism in Eukaryota, Metazoa, Chordata, Mammalia, Afrosoricida, Tenrecidae. Bases 120 to 1664 code for a protein of 514 amino acids.
AAGGGUACUUGGGAGUUGGCAGAGUCCAGGACACCACGGAGCUCUGGCUUGGGGGUUCUCUGUCCAUGGGUGUGCCGUCUGCAUGCGGUUUGUGAGUGCUGUCCCCGGAGCGAGCAGUCAUGGCUCUGAGGAAUGUGCCCUUUCGCUCCGAGGUCCUGGACUGGGACUCCGACAGCCUUGCCGACUAUUUCAGGAAGCUGAACUACAAGGACUGUGAAAAAGCAGUGAAGAAGUACCACAUUGACGGGCCACGGUUCCUGAAUCUGACAGACAAUGACAUCCAGAAGUUCCCCAAGCUCCGGGUGCCGAUUCUCAGUAAGCUGAGUCAAGAAAUCAACAAGAAUGAAGAGAGAAGGAGCUUCUUCACACGCAAACCCCAAGUCCAGAAGUUCAUUGAAGAGCCAGAAAGCCACGAAGAGGACAACGGGGGCUGGUCAUCCUUUGAAGAUGAUGACUAUGAAAGUCCCAAUGAGGACCAGGAUAAGGAGGAGGAUGAUGACUACGAGUCCCCCAAUGAGGAGGCUGAGGCAGCCCUGGAGGAUGAUGCCGAUUAUGAGCCGCCGCCGUCCAACGAUGAGGAGGCCCUGCAGAACAACAUCCUGCCCUCCAAGCCUUUCCCCAACUCCAUGUACAUCGAUCGGCCCCCCACUGGAAAGAGCCCCCAGCAGCCUCCUGUGCCGCCCCAAAGACCAAUGGCCGCUCUCCCUCCCCCACCAGCCAGCAGGAACCACACGCCACUACCCUCCCCGCAGCCCAACCACGAGGAGCACAGCAGAAGCAGAAACCCCAAGACAGCGAAGCUGCCGCCUCCUUCCAUAGACAGAAGCAAGAAACCGCCCCUCGACCGGUCCCUGGCUCCCUUUGACAAAGAGCCCUUCACACUAGGAAAGAAACCUGCAUUUUCUGACAAGCCUUCGGUUGCUGUAGGCAGGUCUCCUGGGGACCAUUUACCCAAGAUACAGAAACUUCCUUUGCCAUCAACCACUGAACGACCUGAAAGAAGCCCCUUGCCAGGGAAGAAGCCACCUGUGCCAAAGCAUGGAUGGGGACUGGACAGACGAGAGACUGAUGAAGAUGACAUGCAUCAAAGGCCUCUGCCCCAGCCAGCACUGGCCCCCAUGAGCUCCAAUACUUUUCCUUCACGAUCCAACAAGCUGAGCCCCAAGCAUUCCCUCCCAUCGCCUCACCCGCCCGGAGCCUUCUCAGAAAGUAGCGGCCAUUUCCUGCAGAGCGCCUCGCUGCCACCAGGCUUCCCUCAAGGGCCCAUCUGUAGACCACCACCCAGAGUCACAUCCGAAGGCCGGAACUUUCCUCUGCCGCUUCCGAACAAACCCCAGCCCCCAGCCCCUGGGAAUGAUGAGGAUUCUUUAGAUGAAGAAUGGUACGUUUCUUAUAUUACCCGACCAGAGGCAGAAGCUGCUCUUAGAAAGAUAAAUCAGGACGGUACUUUUCUGGUGAGAGACAGCUCUAAAAAAACAAUUACCAACCCGUAUGUCCUCAUGGUGUUAUACAAAGAUAAAGUUUACAACAUCCAGAUCCGUUACCAGGAGGAGAGUCACGUUUACUUGUUGGGGACGGGACUCCGAGGGAAAGAGGUAAGGAAUUCCACCACUGUCAAACGUUCCCCAGACCUGGCAUAUGGCAGGCAGAAAGCUGACGUAUGA